Molecule: messenger RNA, 4362 nt
Organism: Coccomyxa subellipsoidea C-169
Lineage: Eukaryota; Viridiplantae; Chlorophyta; Trebouxiophyceae; Coccomyxaceae
Exons: 20
Coding region: 1-4362 (1453 amino acids)
Source: RefSeq, a predicted model, not a curated record
AUGGGGUCCGAAUUCAAGAGGCGUAAGACCUCUGACGGGCCUCUGCUGAACGGGCCCUGGAACAACUUCAGCUUCUUCAAGCCUGAGGGCUUCCGCCUGCCCAUUCUUCCCAAGGAAGAAGCCGCGCAAGUGUCUGAGCUGCUGGCUGAGCUGGCCUCAGCCCUGCCAUCAAGAGGAUCCUCAUCUUCGCGGCAGCCAGCUGAGAAUGCGCACGGGGCCAGCGCGACCUUCGUGGACAUGCUCGUGCCUGAGGCUGCAAACCUCCAGACGCGCACAGAGAACGGCGCCCUCACCUUCGGCUCCAGCGGCAGUAGCCUGGGCUGGCAGGAGGACCCGCUGGUGAUGCUGCAGCUGAUCGCGCACCUGCGGGACAUCCGUAAUGGCAAGGGGGAGACCGCGCGCUCUCUGGACGCCUACGUGUGGCUGGCCAAGCACCACCCACGCACCCUGCUCGCCAACCUGCCCGAGAUGGUCAAGUGCGGGUACUGGAAGGAUCUGCUGGAGCUGUUGGUCCGGCUGUGUGUGGGGGAGGAGGAGUGGGCGGAGCGCGCUGAAGCUGAGGAGCAGCGCAUGGGCAGCAAGGGGGCCAACCACGCGUCCAGAAAGGCGGCCAAGAAGCAGCGGCUCAAGGAGUGGCGCACCUCGCUCAAGAGCAUCAAGAGAGCGGAGAAAAGGGCGGCUGCAAAGACCUCCCGUGCAAAAUCCAACACAGCGGCGCUGAAGGCAAAAGGGCAGGCAGACCACAACAGGAGGCACGAGGCGCAGCUGGCUGCCCUGAAGAGGGCGCGGAGCAUGCUGGGAGAGGACCCGGUCUAUCGCGCGCUGCACACGGCCGUGGCGCUGCUAUUUGCUGAGCAGCUGCGACGUGUCCUUGCAGACCUGCACGCCGGCAAGAAGAUCUCCUCGCUCGCCGCCAAAUGGGCGCCCACGCCAAAGGGGCACCACGACAAGCAAACGCUGAUCGCGACCAGCAUAGCGGAGCUGCUGUACCCAGAGGCAGAGCACCGCACGGACGGAAUGCCCUAUACUGACUAUGCUGAGCUGGCCAGGCGCUGCUUCCAGAAGGAGUACACCACCGUCCUGCGCAAGGCAGCCCCCGUCACCGAGGUGCUGAUGUCCAAGCGCAAGUGGUCGGAGAUCGACUACAGCCGCGUGGCCUCGGUGUGUUUCAAACGCAGCAAGAAGACCUUUGAGCACCACGACAAGGACCGCCUAGUGGAGUACCUGGCGAGGGUGAAGAAGGGAGAGGUCACGAUCAAUGCCGGUGCCCUGAAGCCCCAUGAGAUCGUGAAGGAGGCCAUGCAGAAGGCCGGGUGUGCAUGGAUGCACGAUUCCAAAUCAGGGGUCAGCGACACAGGCAUGGAAGUGGCCGAGGCCCAGUGGAAGGCAUACGUGCAGAAGCUUCGCGAAGGAGGCGAGCUCAGCAGCGCCAUGGCCAUCUGUGAUGUCUCUGGCUCCAUGUGCGGGCAGCCCAUGGAGGUGGCCAUUGCGCUGUCACUGCUGACUGCUGAGGUGACCAAGCCGCCCUUCAACAAGAUCAUCUGCACCUUCUCAUCCACCCCUGAGCUGCACCUGGUCCAGGGGAACACCCUCAUGGAGCAGCGUGCUGUGGCCUACAAGCUGAAGCCGCAGGACAUGAUCAAGACCCUCUUCAUCUUCUCGGACAUGGAAUUUGACCGGUGCACACACAUCAAGGACAAUGAUGACCUGGUCUACUCCUACGGUAACCUGUCACUUGGAUCGCGCCAGACACGCAAGCGCGAGCCGACCAACUAUGAAGCCGUCAAGGCGCGGUUCGAGGCGGCCGGUUACGCGCUGCCACAGGUGGUGUUCUGGAACCUGAGUGACAGUAGCAUUUAUGGCAAGAAGUCCACGCCCAUCACCAUGCACGAGAAGGGAGCCUGCCUCGUCUCCGGCUUCAGUGGGCACCUGCUGAAGCUGUUCAUGGACAAGGGGGCGGAUGUGGAUGCCUGGAAAGACAAGAUGUCCCCCAUGUCAGUCAUGCUGGCUGCUGUGCGCGACGGCGGCCGCUACGACGCCUGGAGGGCCCCCGCGAAGCGCCCAGAGAGGGAUAAGCAGGCUCACCAGCACAGAAUCUACCUGCCCCUGGCGCCGCAGAGCGCACCUGACCCCAGCCAGAACCCUGACACCAUUGCCACACCUGGCUGCCUCCUUGUCACAUCCGGGGAGUACUCUGCUAAAAUCACCGAGGCUGAGGACCUGAGGAAGGAGGUGAAGGAGCUGCAGGCCAGCAUCAAAGAGGAGGCCAGGAAACUUGAGACCGCCACCGCCGCUCUGCUGGAAGAGAGCAAGAAGCUGCGUGUGCAGGAGCUGGAAGCAGAUGAGCAGAGAGACAAGGCGGAGGAGGAGCGUGCGAAGCUGGCUGAGGAUGUGCUGGUGAAGGAGAGGGAGCUGAAGAAGCUGCGAGAGGAGAAGCACACCAUGAAGUCCCAGCUCGAGCAGCAAGCAAACUUCUAUGUGAGGAAAGGCAAAGCCGUGCGCGAGGAGCGGGAGAAGAACCAGCUGGUAAAGGAGGUUGCAACGCUGCAGCUGCAGCUGGACAAGGAGCUGGGAGCAAAGGAUAUGGCAGCACUUGCGAAGAACCUACGCGCCAGCUCCAAGGAGGAGGAUGCAACGGUGCCCUUGCAGAAUGCGCUGCAGCUGCGCAACGAACAGUACCGGCACCUGCUGCUGCAGAAGAAGAAGCUCGACAGCGACCGGCGCGAGCUCGCUUCGAAAAUGGAUUUGAAGGCAAGCGCCCAAGCUGCGGUGACUCCAGCUCAGCAGCAGCAGCUGCAGGGCAGCCGGGGCGGCAGGCAGGCGCCAAUCCCAUACAACACGCCGGAGGAAGACAUGCUGCCUGUGCGACUGCCGGUGGCCGAUCGGCCUGGCGCGCACGCGCACAGGAGCUCCUCCGGUGCUGCGCGCGCGUGUGAAGCAGCCGACGCUGAAGUGCUCCUCGACGACGGCGAUGACGGCGGCCCGGACGCGGCCUGGGCGGCCGAGUUUGCUGCGCGUGCUCGCGCGCCGGCUGGCAGCCAGGUAGACCGGCAGGCAGCUUCUGCCGGCGCGGGCAGGCCACACGCUGUGGCUGCAGAGAGUCCCGGAGAGGACGGCGGCUGCGCUCAGGAGCAGCUGCAAAUGACGUCAGAGGCGGCGCCCAGGACGGAUGCAUAUGAUGGUGGGAUGGCGUGCUCCAUCCAGAAUGACUCACCGGACUCAGACGAGUGGCCGGCCUGGGACGAGGAGGAGGAGCGGCUGCUGGAGCAGUGGGAGGGAACGGCUGUGGACGUGUCCGUCUCAGUCGAUGACGUGUCCGCCAUGCUCAACAGGGUUCCCCCUGCCAGGCACUCUUCCCAGGGCGCUGAAUGCCCAGGCUCGCAGCCGACGAGCGGCUCAGAUCCCGGCAAGCAGCCGUCCCACUUGAGCAGGCUCGGCGGCACGUGCAAUUCUGCUGCCGCCCAGACGGCGGGCCCGGCCGGCCGGGCCGAUGCGGGCGGCGGCAAAGAGAAUCUGCAGCCACAGGCGCAGCCGCAGCACGCGCUCGGCGUCCAGCUGGCGCGCAGGUGGCAGACGGAUGCUGGCGUUGCCUCCGCAGCCUCCGGCAUGGACGAGGCGGCAAUCCGCAGCCAGGAGUCUUCCCGGCAGCCGCCCGCUCGCAAGCGGCUCAAGCGGCUCUACAGCCCCGACCCCGGCUGCGGCGAGCCGGAGCCUCCAGCCGAACCCGUGCGCGAAGAGGCCACCUUUGAUCUGUCGGACGACGUUAUCGACCUGGACUGUGAUGCAGAUGAUGACAUACAACCAGGCGCACCCGACUGGUGCCAGGACGCGCAGCCAAUCUCGGAAAACGAGGUGCCGCGGCUGUCGCCUCGCGGGGCGGCCUUUGGGAGCGUUGCGGCUGGGCGGGAGAGCAGCGCCGGCGCAGGCGUCCGAUCAAGCUGCCUCGGCAGCGGCCAGCAACUCUCAGGCGAAAGCCUGGGCACCUCAUCGCUGCGAAGCCACCGGGUGCAGGACAGCGAAUCCUCCAGGUGGAAGCAGUCCUUCAGCCACGCCAGCAGUAGCUUGGGCCUUGGUGUGGGCAAGGGGCGGGGCUCUUUCCUGGACAGGAAGCCCGGCAGCAGCUCGGGCGGGCCCAACGGUGAGUUUGUGCGCCGCGGCGCAGACGGCAAAGGCGGCAGGACAACGGUGCUCAAGAUGGGCUCCUUGCAACUGUCAGGCGGAAAGCGGCCAGCUUGGUCUGCCGUGUCUCACUUCGGCCCUGCAGCUCCGCGGAAUGACGUGAAGAGGAGAUCAGAGAAGGCCAGGAGCGCACAUGGCACGGCAUCGAUUGCACAGUACUUCAACAAGGGUCCCAAGUCUUGA